GUUUCUCGUUCUCCAUUCUCCUUGAAUCAAACAUCAAACACAGCGCAGGCAGGCAAAUCUUGAACAGCUGCACGCAGAAUAAUAAUAAUUCGCGAUUGCGAGGCAGAAAUACGCGGCCUGAUUGCGCGGCAUUGCGGUUCAGUGAUCGAGCGAGGCGGGUGGUGGUUGGCGCCCCUGACAUGUGAGCGAGUGCGGACCGAGACACGGCCCAAUUCCACGCUCUCGCGCCGGACACAGCGAGGAUUUCGACUCGUCUUGAAUGGACCAUAAUAGACACUUAGCGGGGCACAAGACGUAGUUUCGUCGGCAUGGCCACCAACCUGGUCAAGUGGUGGAAGACCCGCUUCCUCAACGGAUACAAGCAGUUCACAGUGCUGAUGCCUGGUGACUCGGCGAGUGAAAGUGGCAGAGAAACAGAGGAACUCCUGUCCUGCCAUUCGGCGCCCCUGUCGCCACCACCGCUCAUCCCCGAGCAGGCGUCCAUGCCAUUGCCACAGACUCAGCAGGACACGUCAUGCUGCUGUGGCAAUCAACCAGAUCUCCCGAGGAGGGAACUUAAAUUUGAGGAGUUUGAGUGUGAUGUGGCUGUGGAAGGAAAUGACGAGGUACAUGAAAUAGGAGUUGCUCAAUCAGGUGAAAAGUGUAGGCAGUGCGGGCCACCCAGACAAGAAUUUUCCUUCACUCUCUAUGAUUUAGACGGCCACGGAAAGAUUACCAAAGAAGAUAUUGCUGGUCUUGUGACUACAAUUUACGAUACGCUUGGAGCAACAAUCCAGGUACCUAACUCGGGCAGUAAAACCAUCAGAGUUCGGCUCACAGUGGCGCCUGAAAACCGGUCUGAUUCGUCCACGCCGCAGCAAACAACCCCCCAAAAUUCUAAAACUUGCCAAAACAAAAAUCUGAACAACAUUUGUGACCAGCCGGCUGAAAAAUUGACCAAGGAAUCUCUUCACCGAAACCUAGGAUCUGUCAAGCUGUCUGGCAAUGCAGAGCAGCUGUACCUCAACCUAUCCCCCUGCAAAAAGGUGUCGGUUGAAACUGCGCUAUACGCAAAUGUAAAUCACCUCAACAACAACUCUACUAAAGAAGACAUUAAGAGAAACAAUAAUGAGACUGGACACUCGAUAGUUAAUAAUACUCCUCACAUUGCCAAGAAAAUUUCACGCCAUGAGAGUUUACGGAGAGACAGACUGCCCAAUCCCAAAGUUUCCGCCCUGGCCACUGGCGCCAGCGUUUCCACCCCUAAUUCCCCACUAAGAAACACCUCCACCCCAAAGGCCACUUACGGAAUGCACAGCCCACGAUGUGGCGGCCGAAAAUCAAACUCCCACAAUCCAUCACCAAAUCGACCUAGAAGAAGAGCGACUUUUACUGCACCUGCUCCACCACCAAACCCUCCGGAGAACAUCAACCAGGACAGAGCAUACUCUGGCACACUGCAGAGGCAAGAACUGCUGCACAUAAUCCAAACGAACAUGGAAAAAAAUCUUCUGGCCCUUCACCACAACUCCACUCAUCACAGUGACAAAUGUUCUAGGAAACGUGGAGAAGAUUUUUUGCAGCGGCAGCCGCAAAUGGGCAGUCCGAAGUCGUCACGCAGCCAGGGCAAGCGAACCCCCAAGACGGCGCCGCGCCUUCCUGCGCGCAAGACGACCAAGACCAGUGUGGAUUGCAACAACGUGCUUUCAUGUUCGCACUACUACCUCGACCUGGCAGGCAUGGAGGAGGCAAAUUUGUGUAGCUACUGCGACCGUGGGGACCUGCCAAACCAACACGUGCUGCGCCACAAAACCAGAGAACUGGACCACGCUCGCGCCAUGGCCCAGGUGGUCGAGUGGCUGCAGGGAGGCCGCACAGGUGGUGGCUUCAGCCUGCCCCCGAAAGAACCGUCCCUUGUAGAGAGCGAGGACGAGGACAGCUCGGACGCGCCCACUCGUCUCACCCACCGACACAUCCACGAACACGUCCACCACCACUACCAUCAUUACACGGAGAACGACAACAAGAAGCAAUAAAACAAUUUGCAGUUACGGCUCAAAAGGAAAUUUUUUGUCCUUCGCAAUUUGAAUUUUGAAUAUGUACGUCCAAAUGGAGAACUUUGAACCUCAUUGGAAGUUGAUUAGAAAUGUGGCCAAGUCUUGCCAUUGUAUUAUUAUUCUGGUGAUAUUGAUAUGGACGCUGUCUUGUUAAAAUUGAAUGAAAGUUGGCAAGUAGAAAUUAAUCUUGCGGUAGUUGAUAUAUAUUUAAAGGUCAAAAAUAUUAGGGACAUAAUUCGUUUUUGUAUGAACUUGUUAUUUAAAAGCCUGGGUAAUGAUAACCGCCGCUUGUAAGCCUAACGUAUGAGCUUGGAGUUGGAAUUCCAGAAUGUGUGUGGAAAGGAGUUGGUUAGUCUUCUUUUAUACAAAACUCAAUAAUAAACAAUCUACCUCACUGAUUAAACUUUACUUAGGAAUAGUUUGGCUUUAGGCCGGAGCUUCUUGUUGCUGCUGAUGUAAAGUUUAGCAAACAAAUAGUAUUUAAACAUAGAUCAAUGUUAUUUAUAUACAACCUGUAUACAGUUUAAAAUCAAAUGAUUUUGAUGUAAUUUUUAUAUAUACAACGCGACAACACUGAAAUAUUAUUUAUUGACUCUAUUAAAGAUAAUUACAUGACUUACAUUGUUUUCGAAUAUUGAAUUUUGUUACGAAUACAAUAAAUAUCUGUAAUAUUAUUAUCUAAA
Molecule: messenger RNA, 2719 nt
Organism: Neocloeon triangulifer
Lineage: Eukaryota; Metazoa; Arthropoda; Insecta; Ephemeroptera; Baetidae
Gene: nkd
Product: protein naked cuticle
Exons: 7
Coding region: 309-2015 (568 amino acids)
Biological process (GO): negative regulation of Wnt signaling pathway
Cellular component (GO): cytoplasm
Source: RefSeq, a predicted model, not a curated record